This is a messenger RNA of Fragaria vesca subsp. vesca, 2570 nucleotides long. Its product is annotated as wall-associated receptor kinase-like 10-like. The transcript has 4 exons. NCBI's taxonomy places the organism in Eukaryota, Viridiplantae, Streptophyta, Magnoliopsida, Rosales, Rosaceae. Gene Ontology annotation, cellular component: plasma membrane. Gene Ontology annotation, molecular function: protein serine/threonine kinase activity; ATP binding; polysaccharide binding. Bases 51 to 2570 code for a protein of 839 amino acids. Gene Ontology annotation, biological process: protein phosphorylation; cell surface receptor signaling pathway. The record is from RefSeq and is a predicted model, not a curated record.
AUAGGGAAUAAGAGGAAGAAGAUAUCAAGGAGCAUUUGAGGAGAAGCAAAAUGGAGAUCCAGUUGCUCCUCCUUCAUAUAUCUCUUUUAACCUUGUGCUCUUUGAGCUGCAGUGCAAUACUUGGCGUAGCAUCAUCCCCCUCGUUAGCAAAGCCUAAUUGUACAUCCCAUUGUGGAAGCAUAGAAAUCCCAUAUCCCUUUGGAAUUGAACCGGGUUGUUACCGGGACAACAACCGUUAUGACCGUGGGUUCCAGAUAUUGUGCAACACCUCGACCGACCCUCCCAAACCUUUCUUGAACCUUAGCGACACUAGUCGACCGGAAGUGCUCAACAUAUCUCUUGGGAGCACAGUAAUAAUUAACAGUCCUAUCUUCUUUUCCGACUGCCCUAACAAGCCAAACUACCGCCAGUCACCAAACCUUCUACCCGACAUUGAGGUAACCCCUUUUACGUUGUCAGAGAAGAACAAGUUCACUUCAGUGAGUUGCGGGAUGAUUGCAUCGCUGAGGUCCCCGGAGAGCGAUGAAGGGCAAGUAAUGGCAGUCUGUUUGUCCAUUUGCCGUAGCGACAGAGAUGUAUUAGUAAAUAAUACCUGCGGUGGUAUCAACUGUUGUCAGGCAUCCCUUCCUUCUGCCGCUUAUCGAUCCCUCGAUACUAGUUUUGAACCGUUGAGAAAUGGUAACGGCUCUGAAAGAUCAUGCAAGUAUGCAUUCCUGGUAGACCCUGAUUGGUUUACGUCAAAUUCAACAAAUACAUCUGUCAUUGCUGAGAUGGAAUACGUUCCCAUACUGCUAGAUUGGAAGAUUUACGAUGUCGACGAAUCAGGUCUUUUAAUCGGAUCAGGAGGAGUAGAUAACUCUACCGAGGACAACAAGAACAGGAAUUGCGAAUCUGAAAACGGUCCAUGUUCAUGCGCAAAGGGAUAUGAAGGAAACCCCUAUCUUCGUGGUGGAUGUCAAGUUGAUGGAGGGCAAAGGAGGAGAAAGACGGACGACACAGAAACCCCUAGCCACUUCGACGAAGAGCCAACCGCCCGCUCCGGCGACGGUCGACAAGAUCAUCAUUCGCGGGUACAGGAACCUGAGGCACAUCUCCUUGGGCAUGGGGAAGAACCGCUUGAGAACGGAGAUGGUCAUGAUGAGCUCGCCAUGCAGCCAAAGAAGCUUGUGUUUCCCUUGCAGCUUGGUCCUCCCGGUCUAAGGCAAUGGCAUGCCAGAAUGAACACCAAGCCGGGAGAAGGCUUGUGUGAGAUCGCCGACGGUAACAGGAACAGCGGCGGCAGCAGCAGCGCUGCGUUCAUCCAUCUCUUGGUUCAGACGCUCGGCCUCAGCCCGAGCUUCUUGCAGAAUUCAGUUCUCUGUAGUGUUUUUGGACUGGUUUUUGUAAUCACUGGCGCGUGGUACUUGCACAAAGUCAUGAAGAAAAGGAAAAACAAAAAGCGCAAGCAAAAGUUCUAUACACAGAAUGGUGGUUUGUUGUUGGAGAAACUAUUGUCUUCUGGUGAAGUCAAUGUUGAGAAGAUUAAGCUGUUCGAUGCAAAGGAGUUAGAGAAAGCCACAUGCCGGUUUAAUGCAGACAGAAUUCUCGGUGAAGGAGGCCAAGGUACAGUUUAUAAAGGAAUGUUGACAGAUGGAAGAAUUGUUGCUGUCAAGAAGUCGAAAAUAGUAGAGGGAGGAGAAGUGAGUCAAUUCAUUAAUGAAAUUGUCAUUCUUUCACAGAUUAACCACAGGAAUGUAGUUAAACUCUUGGGAUGUUGUUUAGAGAGUGAAGUCCCCCUAUUGGUUUAUGAAUUCCUACCCAAUGGCACCCUCUCUCAAUACAUUCACAGUCGUGAUGAGGAUUUUCCUCUCACUUGGGAAAUGCGAUUACGAGUUGGUGUCGAAGUUGCUGGAGCCCUUUCCUACUUGCAUUCAUCUGCUUCAAUGCCCAUUUACCAUCGAGACAUUAAGUCUUCAAACAUACUCUUGGAUGAGAAGCACAGAGCAAAAGUUGCAGAUUUCGGGACAUCAAGAUCGGUUUCCAUUGACCAAACCCACCUUACCAUGACACAUGUAAACGGGACAUUUGGUUAUCUGGACCCUGAGUACUUCCAAUCUAGCCAGUUCACAGAUAAAAGCGACGUUUAUAGCUUUGGAGUAGUCCUUGCGGAGCUCUUGACUGGAAAAAAACCAGUCUCUGUAGCAAGGUCACAGGAAGGGAGACAAGAUGGGACAAGCCUAGCAACACAUUUCAUUGUUUCCAUGGAGGAGAAUAGCUUGUUUGAUAUUCUUGAUGAUGAAGUUAUGAAGGGAGCUAAGAAAGAAGAGAUAUUGGCGGUUGCUAGUCUUGCAAAACGUUGCUUGAAUAUGAAGGGAAAGAAGCGCCCUACUAUGAAAGAAAUAGCAGUUGAGUUGGAGGGAAUUCUAACGUCAUCAAAUAAAUCUUCUGAUGUCGAACAGAUUACAGAGGUUGAAUGUCCCCAGACGGAAAUUGUCGAGGCUUGGGAUGUUGUUUCCACAUCAACAGGGUCACAUUUGGACACUGGUUCAUCAUUAGAUGUACAACCACUAAUGUCUUUCAAGUCAUUCUGA